Larimichthys crocea (large yellow croaker) is the source of this 3955-nucleotide messenger RNA. RefSeq names its product abhydrolase domain containing 13 (gene abhd13). Gene Ontology annotation, molecular function: palmitoyl-(protein) hydrolase activity. Lineage: Eukaryota; Metazoa; Chordata; Actinopteri; Sciaenidae. The record is from RefSeq and is a predicted model, not a curated record. Gene Ontology annotation, cellular component: membrane. The coding region runs from base 277 to 1332 and encodes 351 amino acids. The transcript has 2 exons.
CAGCGGAACCUUUCUUUUUUUUCUCCUUGUGCCGAGCCCCAACACGGAACUUAUGAAGGCUACACACACACACAGUGUAUCCGCUGCUAGCCUCGCCGGCUCCUGCUGACAGCUCGCUCACCUUUACCUGUACACGUCCUGCUGUUUGAUCCGGUCACCUGCACACACAGGUGGAGGACAGUGAGCGCGCGGUCCGCGUGCUGAAACAGUUCCCGCAGCUCGAGGCUAAAACAUGAGAGCAGAGUGCGUGUCGUCUGACUGAGCUCUUGCGUAGCCAUGGAGAAGCCCUGGAGGCUGUGGGCGGCAAUGGAGCGCUGUACCCUGACUCUGGCCUCCUGGUCCUGGGGUGCUUGCCGAGUCUCCCUCUUGGCCCUCAUCCUCACCUUCCACCUGUACGGAGGCUUCUUUCUCCUAGCUCUUAUCCUCGCCUCCGUGGCGGGCAUCCUCUACAAGUUUCAGGACGUGCUCCUCUACUUCCCCGACCAGCCCUCCUCCUCUCGCCUUUACGUUCCCAUGCCGACAGGGAUCCCGCACGAGAACGUGUACAUCCGCACCAAGGACGGCGUGAAGCUGAACCUGAUCCUGCUUCGCUACACAGGAGGGGACUCGCCUCCCGGAGGCGCCUCUGGGAAUCAAAGCAGCCCCGCUUCCUCUGCCCCACCCACCAUCCUUUAUUUCCACGGCAACGCGGGUAAUAUUGGUCACAGAGUGCCGAACGCCCUCCUCAUGCUGGUCAAUCUGAAAGCAAACGUCGUGCUGGUGGACUAUCGCGGAUACGGAAAAAGUGAGGGCGAGCCCAGCGAGGAUGGGCUGUACCUGGAUGCCGAGGCCACGCUGGACUACGUCAUGACGCGUCCCGAUCUGGACAAGACGAAGGUGGUGCUGUUCGGCCGCUCCCUAGGGGGCGCCGUGGCUGUGCGCUUGGCGUCGGUCAACCCUCACCGCGUGGCAGCCAUCAUAGUGGAGAACACCUUCCUCAGCAUCCCCCACAUGGCAUCGACACUCUUCUCGUUCUUGCCCAUGCGCCUGCUGCCCCUGUGGUGCUACAGGAAUCAGUUCCUGUCCUAUCGGCAGGUGGCGCUGUGCCGCAUGCCCUCGCUGUUUGUGUCCGGCCUGUCGGACCAGCUCAUCCCACCGGUCAUGAUGAAGCAACUGUAUGAGCUGUCGCCUGCGCGGACUAAACGCCUGGCUAUCUUUCCCGAGGGCACGCACAACGACACGUGGCAGUGUCAGGGCUACUUCGCUGCUCUGGAGCAGUUCAUUAAAGACCUGAUGAAGAGCCACGCCCACGAGGAGAGCGCUCAGCCCUCGGCCAGCGUCACCAUUAUCUGAAAAUAUGAAAAUAAAAACCGACUGCAGGUUAUGGACUGGAGGAAGUGAAGGCUGUUGAAUCGGAUGGACUCAAUUGAUUUUUUGGGAAAGAAUGUAUGUUUAUGUUUUCUGUCUUUUGUUUUAUUUCACUCUUUCUACCUUUCUGUAAAUGUAAGAUGAUUUGACUAUUUCAGCGUUUUAGGAGAGGGGGUUCUUUUGUGUUGCAGCUAUGAAUGCAUGUAUUUAUGACCUCUUUAUGAAUGAAGCCAGAGCAUACAUGCCCGCGCCGCGAGACACGUCACAACCACGAAAGAGUUUGCCGUCAUGGCUCUACUGAAAUGAAUUAAAAUCACUGAAACAAUCGCUCAUAUUAUGAGGACCAGUGAAAACCUCUUACUACUGGAACUAAAACACCUCUUCUGAUCUACAAAAUGAGACACUGGUCAUAUGUAGGCCUUUACUGUGUGUGUAUAUAUAAAUAGAUAUAUAUACAUCUUUGUUAAUCCAUUGCACUUUUCUUUGUUCAGAUUUACCCAAUUUCUGAACAAUACCUGAAAGGCAUCAGGAUGUUUGUUUUGUUUUCCUCUCUCCCUGUUUGGCGAGGAACAUUAAUAUUUACUUAGUACUCGAGUACCCGCAGCAGCUUGGCAUGACACGACGCUGUAGCGAUCAAUAUUUAUGUACGCCCUGGAUAAAGUUCAUCCGGCACAAAGACCCAACUCUGCAGCCACAAAAAGGGUCGAGUUGAAGUGGACAUGUUUGUUACUCCUGCCUAUUAAAAUAAGUUCUUGAGAUCUUAUUUCCUGUCGAGCCACUUCUGUUUCAGUGCGGUUGGGGAGACGGGUUAGCGUGUCCUGUCCGGACACAGCGAGGACACGGGGGGGAUCGGCUUCACUCUUAAACGGGUUGCUUGUUGCCUCCUGUGCUUUUGGUAAGGGGCUUUUCUUCUGCAUUUCUUUCUUUUGUUCCCCUUGCGUGUGGUCUGUUAUUAAAGGACGGGUUGGCAUUUCUUCAGGUCUCUGUACUUUUAACACACGAGUUAUCUGUCCCUGUGAUCUUCUUCCUGUCUGUAUUGACCGUAAAAAAGAUGAGUCACGAAGAGGGAAGAGACGAGGGGGGAACAAAAAGUAUUUUUAGUGGAUUAAAUUUCACUUGUCUGACUUUGGGUAUUUUCCAUGUUUCGAGUGGAGCACUUCCUCUUUGUGUUAUUAAUUCUCCGUUCAGAUCAACAAGGAAACACUGUCCAAGAGACACAUUGUUUGACUCUCUGGAACUGCUCACGUCUCUUAUUAACUUUAGCCUGGACUUUGGAGUCACGCGAGUCCAGUACAGACGGGAGGAACGAUUGCAGCAAUGACUCUUUGAACACACAGUCAUAUGUGGGUGUGUGUGUGUGUAAACUGUAUUAAGAUCUUUACUCCACACUUAUCCUUUUAAGCACCGGAAAUUGUGUGACUAUUUUGUUUAGCUCUUCACAUCGGCGUCACAGACAACUGGAGUCGUCUCGCCCCGACGCUCGUGGGCAAAAAUGGCUUUACUCACUCGGAGGGCUUUUAAUGAGCUAAUUAACCUUUCCUGCAUGUCUUCCAGGGGGUGGAGCAGAGCCUGACAACACUGUUCUCUGCUCUUUCCUAAUGCAGCACGCUGCACUGCAUAGUGGUAUCAAAGCCAUUCGAAUACAGAUCUCCUCUCAGCCAUACUCGCUACUGUUUGUUAACAGUACGCGAAACAAAAAUUCAACAUCAAGAGACCAAAAUGAGUUUGUGUCAGUGUGAUAACAACUUGAAAACUGGUCUAAAGGCUACUAUGAAUGUAAAGUGUGGUCUUAAAUUAACAAGUGUGUUUUCUAAGAAACGAUGUAAAGGUUUGUUUUGUUUCUUUUUCUUCCUUUUUGUGACUUUUUAGCCGCCAGAAACUGUUUCCGACUUUUUUUGUAUUAUAUCAAAUCCAUAAGCUGAGUUUGGUGCAUUCAAUGUAAUUAUUAUUAUUAUUAUUAUUAUUAUUUUUAUUCCUUCGUGUGUCGUUAUAGAGCAAACUGUGCAAUCUUGAAUUCAAAAAAACGUACACUCAUGUAGUGGCAUAUGCUUCUUUUUUACGCACUUCUGCUGAUGGUUCUUUUAUAAAAAGGAAGUAAACAAACAUACAGGAACUUGUCAUCAUACACUUGAUUUAUUGUUUUGGUGCCUGGCCCAGAGCAAAGUUAAUAAUAACAAUAAUAACUAGAACAUUGGCUUUUUGUCUGAGCCGAGUGUGCUGUUACUGUCGAGAAACCGAAUCGAACUGAAUGUCUGUUCUUUUUGUUUUUCUAUAUGAAUAAAAUCCUUUACCAGGUGUCGUGCAGAUACACUACAGAACAUACUUUUCUAUGUUUUAUCCGAUUGUGAAUAGAGUGGAACAAAUGCCGUGGGAAAGCGUCCGGCAUAAUAAUUUGGAUUUUUGCAUUCACGAGCCUGCAUGUGAUUUCCGUUGAGUCUUGGCAAAAUGUCUGUAAGGAGCCCUGCAACAGUGUUGAUUGACAUUAUUCGUGUACAUCUUCCAUGACGUCGGCAGACAUCCGAAUGAGUCAUCUUUGCGUUCAGUACGAAGCUUUGAGGGGUUUUCCAUUUCAAAGUAAGGUUUCUUUUCUAUUUCAAGACGAUGUUGA